AGACAACAGGAACAGCGGUGUCGAUACAGUCCCCAACCCCAUCUGCACCCCCGGCUGUCAUCUUCUUCCCCGCCCUCGCCCUCGCCCCAGCUAACCGCUCGCCCCAACCGCGGCGCCACCCAUCGCACAGUGGCCGUGUGCGGUGGGGUGGUUCUGCGAGGCUAUGGCGAUGGCGAGGAGGCAGCACAUCACAAUAUUCACCACGGCGAGCCUGCCGUGGAUGACCGGCACUGCUGUCAACCCCCUGUUCCGGGCGGCUUACCUCGCCAAGGCUGGGGACUGGGAGGUCACGCUGGUGGUGCCGUGGCUGUCCAAGGGGGAUCAGAUGCUGGUUUACCCUAACAAGAUGAAAUUCAGUGGGCCGGCGGAGCAAGAAGGCUAUGUGCGGCGGUGGCUUGAGGAGCGGACUGGGCCGUUGCCGAGAUUCAACAUAAAUUUCUAUCCUGGGAAGUUCUCGACGGAGAAGAGAAGCAUUCUACCUGUUGGGGAUAUAACUGAGACGAUAUCUGAUGAAAAAGCAGAUAUUGCAGUUCUAGAAGAGCCAGAACAUCUGACCUGGUACCAUCAUGGACGGAGGUGGAAAAACAAAUUUCGUAAAGUUAUAGGUGUUGCUCACACCAACUAUCUGGAAUAUGUGAAGAGGGAGAAAAAUGGUUACAUUCAUGCAUUUCUCUUAAAACAUAUCAAUUCUUGGGUCACCGACAUCUAUUGCCAUAAGGUUAUAAGAUUAUCGGGAGCAACUCAGGAAGUCCCGAGAUCUGUAAUUUGUAAUGUUCAUGGAGUAAACCCGAAAUUUAUUGAAAUUGGCAAAUUAAAGCAUCAGCAAAUAUCUCAAAGAGAACAAUCAUUCUUCAAGGGUGCAUAUUAUAUUGGAAAGAUGGUCUGGAGUAAAGGCUACACAGAGCUGCUUCAGCUGCUUCAGAAGCACCAAAAGGAAUUGUCUGGUCUCAAGAUGGAGCUGUAUGGCAGUGGAGAAGAUUCCGGUGAAGUUAAAGCAUCAGCUGAGAAACUCAGUCUGGACGUUAGAGUCUAUCCUGGCCGCGACCAUGCAGAUUCAAUAUUUCACGACUACAAGGUUUUCAUAAACCCAAGCACAACAGAUGUAGUUUGCACCACAACUGCAGAAGCCUUGGCGAUGGGAAAGAUUGUGAUCUGCGCAAACCAUCCUUCAAAUGAAUUUUUCAAAAGAUUUCCCAACUGCCACAUGUACAGCACGGAGAAAGAGUUUGUGAGGCUAACCAUGAAAGCACUGUCAGAAGAGCCGAUCCCACUGACCGAGGAACUGAGGCACGAGCUUUCCUGGGAGGCAGCGACAGAGAGGUUUGUCAGGGUUGCCGAAAUCGCACCAGCCACGCCCGCCAAGCAACAUCCUUCCACUUCACAGCGUUUCAUGUACAUCAACCCGGAUGAGCUGAAGAAGAACAUGGAAGAGGCGUCGGCAUUCUUUCACAACACCAUCUCUGGGUUUGAAGCCGCCCGUUGUGUGUUUGGGGCGAUACCGAACAGCCUGCAGCCCGAUGAACAGCAGUGCAAGGAGCUCGGGUGGAGACCCCAGGGAUUAUAGCCUUUCCACCUCCAUGCUGUUGGCAUCGACCAUACAAGUUUACAACUAAUCGCAGCCCAGUUGGGGGGCUGAGGAAACUAACUCUGAAACGGAAACAUGUGUGCUCUGAAAGGGAUUACCGUUUGACAGGCCCUUGCUUUGCUCUCUUUCUGGUGUGAUGAAACUGCAGUUUUCCUUGGUGGCGUCCAUCAGAUCUGUAUCUGGCGAUUGUGAAGUCUACCAGCAGGUGAGGAGUGCUCCUGUAAGUACAAAGUUGAAGCGCUCGGCAGUGCGACGGUCUCAUCGUCAGGUGGCAUACAAAUUCCGCAAGAAGUAAGCUGAUGGAGGCCGGAGUGAAGCUAGUGAGUGAGGUGGUAGAAGAAAUUUUCAAAGCAGCGUAUGGGUGGCGCCUGAAGACUGGGAGGAUCGAAGGGUAACUGAAGCCCUCCCUGCUGUGAUGGAAAAAUCUUGGCUCCUGCCUUUUCAUGCUGGCUUCGCUUCAUUUUGCUGAUGUUCAGACUAAGUGGAUGACCCUGUAAUAUUGUGUCUGCUAUAAAAUGGUAGUUUCUCUUUGUAGCCUCUGUUCUUAUAACAGAGUCUGUUGCCGCUCUGGGGCUGGAUUCUUCUGAAUCUAGACCUUGAACCAUUCUUGUAGGUUCUCUCCACUGUCUUUGGGCUUCGGGGAGGAGAAGGGAUGGCUUCUCCUCCUUCCUCAAUGUGGCAGUAGGUUGAUCCGUUAGAAGAGUGGAGUUUCGUGUUGAGGGGAGUGUGUUCCUUUUUUCUUUUUUCUGUAGCAAGACUUGGUGAUUUUUGUUAAUGGAAAUCGGAGAGAGUGCUCUCUUUUAUCAAAAAAAAGAAAAAAACUACUAGUCCA
Messenger RNA from Triticum aestivum (bread wheat), 2417 nucleotides. Its product is annotated as digalactosyldiacylglycerol synthase 2, chloroplastic. Gene Ontology annotation, biological process: galactolipid biosynthetic process. The coding region runs from base 164 to 1564 and encodes 466 amino acids. The transcript has 6 exons. NCBI's taxonomy places the organism in Eukaryota, Viridiplantae, Streptophyta, Magnoliopsida, Poales, Poaceae. The record is from RefSeq and is a predicted model, not a curated record. Gene Ontology annotation, molecular function: digalactosyldiacylglycerol synthase activity. Gene Ontology annotation, cellular component: chloroplast outer membrane.